GUUGACAUAGGUGCUGCUACAGAACACAAGAUCAAAGUUGCAAGGAUACCUGGGUGCACUACAGGAAAUGCUGUCGCAUGUGCCGAAAUGGCGAUCUACCUCACGCUAGGUGUUCUACGAAAGCAAAAGGCGAUGGAUCGUGCUGUGAAUCAGAGAGAACUGGGCACUCCAGCUGGAGAAACAAUAUAUGGCAGAACGGUAUGCCCAUACCGUAUAAGUUUGAUCCAUUGUUAAUCUUUACAUUUGUGUUCUUUUGUACUAUUUUGCAUAUUUGUGAUUUACUGGUUAGAUCUUUGUACUGGGUUUUGGAGCCAUCGGCUAUGAACUUGCCAAGAGACUAAGGGUAUUUGGAGUUAAAAUUCUUGCUACCAAAAGAAAUUGGUCAUCAAACACGUUGCCUUGUGAUACUGAAGUACUAGUUGAUAAGAAAGGUGGCCUAGAAGAUAUGUACGAAUUUGCCGGAGAAGCAGACAUAGUUAUAACAUGCUUGGCCCUCACCAAGGAAACAAUUGGUAUAGUAGACAAUAAAUUCCUCGCAGCAAUGAAAAAGGGAUCAUAUCUGGUCAAUAUUGCUAGAGGACGCCUACUGGACUACAAGGCGGUGCUUAGUCAUCUUGAAUCAGGUCAUUUAAGUGGUUUAGGGAUGGAUGUUGCUUGGAUGGAGCCAUUUGAUCCAGAUGAUCCGAUUCUGAAAUUCUCAAAUGUUAUAAUAACACCCCAUGUGGCUGGAAUCACCGAGUACUCUUUAAGAAAGGCAGCAAAGAUUGUUGGUGAUGUUGCACUGCAGCUUCAUUCAGGGGAGCCAUUCACUGGAAUAGAAAUUGUGAACUAGAUCCAAAAUUGGCAGGUGCAGAUGUCAUAAUUUAUUUUGGUCCCAUUUUGAAUGUUUGAAUGAUUCCCAAAUCCUAGUGAUAAUUCACCCACUUUCCACGUAAUUAUAAUAAAUUUCCUACAUAUUCCUUUGUUACAAACUUGUAGAAAUUUAGAUGCAUAUAUAAGAAUUACUGUGAGCAAGAAAGGCCCAUUCCUUUGGUCAAUGAAAAAGAAGCCUAUAGGUUGCAACGUACCGUGUUCAAUCAUUGAAACGCUAUCCCAGCCAGCAAUGUGUGGUCCAAUUGUGACACAUUUGCUAGCAACUGUGAAAAGUGGCAGAAAUGUUAAACCUUCCUUUGUUUGGUACAUAGCUGCCUGUA
Molecule: messenger RNA, 1193 nt
Organism: Panicum virgatum (switchgrass)
Lineage: Eukaryota; Viridiplantae; Streptophyta; Magnoliopsida; Poales; Poaceae
Product: glyoxylate/hydroxypyruvate reductase A-like
Exons: 6
Coding region: 446-832 (128 amino acids)
Molecular function (GO): NAD binding; phosphoglycerate dehydrogenase activity
Source: RefSeq, a predicted model, not a curated record